Fonsecaea multimorphosa CBS 102226 is the source of this 813-nucleotide messenger RNA. RefSeq lists its product as uncharacterized. Lineage: Eukaryota; Fungi; Ascomycota; Eurotiomycetes; Chaetothyriales; Herpotrichiellaceae. The transcript has a single exon. The record is from RefSeq and is a predicted model, not a curated record. Gene Ontology annotation, molecular function: ureidoglycolate hydrolase activity; ureidoglycolate lyase activity. The coding region runs from base 1 to 813 and encodes 270 amino acids. Gene Ontology annotation, biological process: allantoin catabolic process.
AUGACACCCCCAACGCUCCCAUUCGCACUGUCUCGCUCAGCUUCCGAGCACCUGGCGCUCCUCUCACUGGAACCAUUGACACCAUCAUCAUUCUCCGAGUUCGGCACCGCCAUAAGCCCUCCCUUUGACUCGUCAUUAACGACACCGCCCCGCUCAUCCGCGUCUAUCCCUGUCCCGCUCCACUCUCCCCACCAACCCGCGCCGGUGUUUGCAAACCAGAAUUCCGCGCUCAAGACGUCCCCGAUCUCGCAGUUCAGCAACCACUACCCCGUGUCCCCGCCCUCGAAACCUCAGAUGAGCAUGUUCUCCUGCUUUCCCAGAAACCUGAGCGGCAUCGGAAUUGAGGCGUCCCCGUCCCAGUCCGGUGGGGAGGGCAGCAUCUUCAGAGUCUCCAUCCUGGAGCGGCAUCCGUAUACGACUCAGACGUUCUGCCCACUCGGCCUGGCCGCCUCGGAUCCUUCAACAGUCUUCCUCGUGGUGGUGGCUCCCUCGAUGUCUUCUUCCACUACCGCCGUUACAGCAAACACUUCCAGCAGAAGCGAACCGGUGGCCAUCACCAAUCCCCCGGACCUUGCCCGCCUCCGUGCUUUCGUGGCUAGAGGAGACCAAGCUGUCACUUACGCGCCCGGAACAUGGCAUGCCCCGAUGGUUGUAUUGGGCCAGCGACGGGUCGACUUCUUGGUCACGCAAUUCGUGAACGGUGUUGCAGAGGACGAUUGCCAGGAGGUGCUACUGGGGCAGAACAAGAUCGGGGUAGAUUUGAGUGGUGUGGGGUUGGAUAGGUACGGAAACAAAGGGAGGCCGAGGCUUUGA